Paramecium pentaurelia is the source of this 453-nucleotide messenger RNA. The record is from the annotation of a GenBank genome assembly. Lineage: Eukaryota; Ciliophora; Oligohymenophorea; Peniculida; Parameciidae.
AUGGCAACAUUAAACUUAAAUGAAAAUUCAUUUGAAUAAUAGAAUAAAGAAAUGAAGAUAUUGAAAGUAGGUAUAAGAAGAUUCAAAUUUCUUUGUUAACGAAAUAAAGUGUCUUAAGAAUAAUAGAUUAGAGAAUAUUAAAAAAGAAUGAUGUAACAUAAAAAAACAUCUAAAAAUCGUUUAAAUGUCUUAAAGUAUUAAAUGCCUUGUCAUUUUGACGAAUCCAAACAAAUUUAAAAAGAAAUUGAAAAGUAGAAUUGUUUCAUUUCAAAUUUAUUUAGAAUAAGUUUACAUUAUCUCAAGGACAAUAGUGAUCUUGGAAUUGAAGAUAUCAAUUCUAAAUUUAUUGGUUUGAACCUAGAAGAAUAAAAUAAAAAGGUAUUUAAAGUUUUAGGUUUUAUAAACAAAAACAAUACUUUGGAUUUAUAAAAUUAAAUUCAAGAGGAAAAUUGA